Messenger RNA from Enhydra lutris kenyoni (northern sea otter), 556 nucleotides. It is a transcript of the gene FAU, whose product is annotated as FAU, ubiquitin like and ribosomal protein S30 fusion. Gene Ontology annotation, molecular function: structural constituent of ribosome; protein binding. The transcript is spliced from 5 exons. Lineage: Eukaryota; Metazoa; Chordata; Mammalia; Carnivora; Mustelidae. Gene Ontology annotation, cellular component: ribosome; cytosolic small ribosomal subunit. Bases 106 to 507 code for a protein of 133 amino acids. The record is from RefSeq and is a predicted model, not a curated record. Gene Ontology annotation, biological process: translation.
CGUGGCACGCAGCAGGCGGUGUGGACGUGCGCGCCCCUGCUUCUUCCUCUUUCUCGACUCCAUCUUCGCGGGAGCGGCUACGGUGCCCGCGGUUCAGUCGCCAACAUGCAGCUCUUCGUCCACGCCCAGGAGCUACACACCCUCGAGGUGACCGGCCAGGAGACGGUCGCCCAGAUCAAGGCUCGUGUAGCCUCGCUGGAGGGCAUCGCUCCUGAAGAUCAAGUCGUACUCCUGGCAGGCACGCCCCUGGAGGAUGAGGCUACCCUAGGUCAGUGUGGAGUGGAGGCACUGACCACCCUGAAAGUAGCCGGCCGCAUGCUUGGAGGUAAAGUCCAUGGUUCUCUGGCCCGUGCUGGGAAAGUAAGAGGGCAGACUCCCAAGGUGGCCAAACAGGAGAAAAAGAAGAAGAAGACAGGCCGAGCCAAGCGGCGGAUGCAAUACAACCGGCGCUUUGUCAACGUUGUGCCCACUUUUGGCAAGAAGAAGGGCCCCAAUGCCAACUCUUAAGUCCGUUGUAAUCCUGGCUCUCCCCCAAUAAAGGCUCUUAGUUCAAUCA